Molecule: messenger RNA, 822 nt
Organism: Dracunculus medinensis (Guinea worm)
Lineage: Eukaryota; Metazoa; Nematoda; Chromadorea; Rhabditida; Dracunculidae
Source: the annotation of a GenBank genome assembly
AUGGUAUACGACGUGCUAUUUCUUCUAAGCUUUGCAAAAGCGAUUAGUUCAGGAGUUAUUGAUGAGUGUUUUGUGGAGAAUCAAGUUAACAAUCAAGCUGUGCGACGUCCAUCACAACUUGCCCAAGCUUGCAGCAAUAAUAACCAAGCUUUUUGUGCUGAACUUUUUGAUCCACCGGCUAAUGUUGCGGGAAAUAAUGCAAAUCCGGCAAUGUCUUAUAAUGUUAAUGAUCGGUGCCAAAAUGCUGCCCUUAAAGCGGAAGCCAUUAAAAUAUGCCCUCGUUCCUGCGCGUUUUGUUGUUUAACACCACAGUAUAAUUGCACAAAUGAGAAUGAAGAAAACUGCAAUCUAUUCCUUACGAUGCCUCAGUUUUGUACAAAUCCAGAUAUUUCGGCAAUAGCGUUAGCAAAAUGCCCUCGAAACUGCGGGUUGUGCAAUCAGCCUGGUGCAGGCGGUCGUUGCCCAGAUACUUCUCCAAAUUGUGCUGUGCUAGUGGCUCUCGCAGGCUGCAAGGAUACAAACGUACAGCGGAAUUGCAUGGGAACGUGCAACAUUAGAUCCUCUACAACAGGAGGACCACCUACAUGUUCAGACGAUCGUGCAAACUGUGCACAAAUGCAACGUUUUUGCACUGUGGAACCAUUCGCUGCAACAGUGAGACAACAGUGUAGAAAAACAUGCGCUAUAACAGGAGGAGCAUCUGCACGUCCAGACGAUCGAGCAAAUUGUGCACAAAUGCAAGUACAACGCUUUUGCACUGUGGAACCAUUCGCUGCAAUAGUGAAACAACAGUGCAGAAAAAUAUGCGGCUUAUACACAUAA